Messenger RNA from Paramecium tetraurelia, 1098 nucleotides. RefSeq lists its product as uncharacterized. The transcript has 4 exons. Lineage: Eukaryota; Ciliophora; Oligohymenophorea; Peniculida; Parameciidae. The record is from RefSeq and is a predicted model, not a curated record. Gene Ontology annotation, molecular function: hydrolase activity, hydrolyzing N-glycosyl compounds.
AUUUCGCUUCCUUCAUUCAUCAAACAUCAAUUUGGCGUUCCUCAAAAGCUCUUGAAGCAACGAACGAAAAUGAUAAUAGACACUGAUUCUGGAGGUGAUGAUAUACAUGCUUUAUUGACAGCAUUUGAUUUGGCAGCCAAGAAAAAUAUAGAAAUAAUAGGUAUCACUUGCAUUAAUGGAAACUCUUAAAUAGAAGAUGGAAUCAAGAAUAUUACAAUUGUCUAAAAAAUUGCUGGAGUGAAUAUACCAAUUUAUAAAGGAUGUGAUAGAAAUUUAAAAUAAAAGAUAACUUUAAGCUCAAAAUUCUUUGGUGAUGAUGGAUUAAGCGGACAUUAAGAAAAAUAUCUAAAGGAACUCAAUAUAUAGUAAUAUCAACUCUAACAAUAACAUGCUGUUGAUUUUUUGAUAGAAAGUGCUCUAAAAUACAAAGAAGAUUUGGUAAUCAUUUGUCUAGGGGCAUUGACAAAUGUAGCAUGUGCAAUGAUGAAGACAGCAGAAUUUGAAGAGAAUAUUGGUCUGGUCAUUGGCUUAUGUGGAAAUGUUUUAGGAUUGGGAUUUAUGAAUGAUGGAGUAGCUGAAUAUAAUGUUCACACAGAUCCAGAAGCUGCUCAUCUUGUCUUUAAGGUUUUAGCUAAGAAGCUAAUUGUCAUACCUUAUGAAGCCGUUAUCUCAGUUUCAGAAUUCACAAUAACUAAAGUUUUUGAAUAGGAUACAACUAUUAAAGGCAAAUUUGUCAAAGAAAUUUAUGAAGGAAUGAAAACUGCCAAUAAUAGAUACGAUAUCCAAGAUCCAUUAUGCAUUCUUGCAGCCACUAUGCCAGAUAUCAUCACUGAAUUCGUUGAAAGACCUUGUAAUGUUAUUUUAGAAGGAGAAGGAAGAGGAAUGGUCUCAGUCAAAUGGUUAGACAAAGACCCACAAGCAAAUCAAGUGACCUUCAUCCUAAAAGUUGAUGAAAAUCAAUUAAUAUAAACUCUACACAAUGUUGUAGGUUGAUCCCCAAUACACAUUAAAAAAAGUAUCCUAUUUAAUUCAAAAUUUACCAUCCUUCUCAUUCUAUGAAUUCUUGGUUUGUAAUUCUGAAUAAUAAAAUUGUUUUUU